AUGGCUAAAAGAGCAGGAGGAGGAGAUCAUGUAUGUGGAGGUUCUGAUGGGGACAGAGAAAAACGUUUAAAAUGUGUACAUAGCAGGCCUCCACAUGUGUUUCAAAAGAUAUUGACACGUAGUGACAUCGAAGAAAGUCAAAGAGUCUAUAUACCCAAGUCGGAUGCUGCCAAAUCCUUCCUCGGAGCUUUUGGUUGUCCUUCAAACGAGCGCAGAGUCGUUGAAGUGGACCUUAUUUUCUAUGACAAAGAAAAGAAGCCUUGGACAAUUCGUCUUCGCAGCGAUGGUGACAGAUAUUAUCUCAGCCGAGGGUGGAACCAAUUUGCCCGUGUGAAUAAGCUAAGUGAAAGAGACACCGUCACGUUCUAUGAACUCAAGUCUCGAAGAGGAAUGGAGGAGAAAGCCAUCAUGGUUGGUGUAACUUGUAAUGGGCGUGUUCAACUUUUUGGAGUGGAUUUGACAAGGACCCAAUCCUGA
This is a messenger RNA of Corylus avellana, 477 nucleotides long. RefSeq names its product AP2/ERF and B3 domain-containing transcription factor At1g50680-like. NCBI's taxonomy places the organism in Eukaryota, Viridiplantae, Streptophyta, Magnoliopsida, Fagales, Betulaceae. The record is from RefSeq and is a predicted model, not a curated record. Gene Ontology annotation, molecular function: DNA-binding transcription factor activity; DNA binding.